GUUGGUUUGCUUUUUUUGUUGGGGCUUGCUUCCCCUCCCCUAGCUAGCCAACGUCACAAAAUCCCGGAAGUGUCAGUCUGAAAACAGACCCGUCGCUGUUAGCUAGCUGAGUGUUUCAAAAUCUAUUUGCUAAAUCGUCGCAUUUUAAACAGCUUAUACAAACGAAAUACUCAUAUUUAUCUUUUAGAAAAUGGGAACCAGAGAUGAUGAAUACGAUUAUCUGUUUAAAGUGGUUCUGAUAGGAGACUCGGGUGUGGGCAAGAGCAACCUGCUCUCUCGUUUCACCCGGAAUGAGUUUAACCUGGAGAGUAAGAGCACCAUUGGAGUGGAGUUUGCCACCCGCAGUAUCCAGGUGGAUGGGAAAACGGUGAAGGCUCAGAUCUGGGACACGGCAGGACAGGAGCGCUACCGGGCUAUCACCUCAGCGUACUACAGAGGCGCGGUGGGGGCCCUGCUGGUCUAUGACAUCGCCAAGCACCUGACCUAUGAAAAUGUGGAGCGGUGGUUGAAGGAGCUGAGAGACCAUGCAGACACCAACAUCGUCAUCAUGCUGGUUGGCAACAAGAGUGACCUGCGCCACCUCCGGGCCGUGCCCACCGACGAGGCUCGGGCGUUCGCAGAGAAAAACGGUUUGUCUUUCCUUGAGACGUCAGCCCUGGAUUCCACCAAUGUUGAAACGGCUUUCCAGACCAUUCUGACAGAAAUCUAUCGUAUCGUCUCUCAGAAGCAGAUGUCAGAGCGUCAGGAGAGCGACAUGUCUCCUAGCAACAAUGUGGUCAACAUCCAGGUGCAGCCCACUGAGAACAAACCAAAGAUGCAGUGCUGUCAGAACAUCUAGCCCCUUCCACGCUACCACUACACCUCCACCCCCUUAUAUACCCUGUACCCCCACCUCCACCCCCUUAUAUACCCUGUACCCCCACCCCCUUAUAUACCCUGUACCACACCUCUAACCCCUCAUAUACCCUGUAUCCCCACCUCUACCCCCUCAUAUACCCUGUACCCCCACCUCUACCCCCUCAUAUACCCUGUACCCCCACCUCUACCCCCUAACCCCUUAUGUACCCUGUACCACACCUCUAACCCCUCAUAUACCCUGUAUCCCCACCUCUACCCUCUCAUAUACCCUGUACCCCCACCUCUACCCCCUCAUAUACCCUGUACCCCCAC
This is a messenger RNA of Salmo salar (Atlantic salmon), 1170 nucleotides long. RefSeq names its product ras-related protein Rab-11A. The record is from RefSeq and is a predicted model, not a curated record. Lineage: Eukaryota; Metazoa; Chordata; Actinopteri; Salmoniformes; Salmonidae. Gene Ontology annotation, molecular function: GTP binding; GTPase activity.